Molecule: messenger RNA, 1164 nt
Organism: Lotus japonicus
Lineage: Eukaryota; Viridiplantae; Streptophyta; Magnoliopsida; Fabales; Fabaceae
Product: lectin-like
Exons: 3
Coding region: 36-980 (314 amino acids)
Source: RefSeq, a predicted model, not a curated record
UUAGAACAAUAUGAACGUUUUGUAGUGCAAGAGAAAUGGGGGCAUCUCAAUCUCAGUUUGAAUCACAACCGGAGCUGCAUCCUCAACCGCAGUCACAACAGGUACAGCAACAAUCAGAGCUUCAUCCUGAACCUCAGUCGCGACAGUUACAACCGCGUCCACCGAGACAGCUGCAGCCACAGUCACAUGAACCAACUGGUAGGGAAGUAAGGUCUAAAUCCAGAAGGGAAACAGAAACAUUGCUGUUGUCUCCUCAAGCUGAGUACUCAAGACCCUCCAUCAAUAGUACAAGGACAGAACAAAAUAGCACAGGUUUAGUGAAAGCCAAUGAAAAUCAAUCCAUGAUCUCAGUGAAACCUAGGAAGGAACUGAAUUUCCCACACAAUUAUGAACACAUAUUGAAGGGUGCAGACUCGCCUAUUGAUAAAUCAUCCAGGGAAAAGUUGUGUGAUCAGCUAUAUGCUGGGGUGUUCUUAGACCAUAAAACUAAGAAAUAUUGGCUGGAAAGGAAUUCCAACAGCAAUUGUUUCAUGUUGUAUGCAAGAGCACUCUCAAUCACCUGGGCAGAGGAUCAAAAUUACUGGAAAUGGGUACCGCAAAAUGACGAAAGCGGCACCAUGAUUGAGGUUGCUGAACUGAACAGAGUUUGUUGGCUAGAAGUGCAUGGAAAAUUUGACACUAGGAAACUUUCACCUGGAAUUUUAUAUAAUGUGUCAUUUAUUGUAAUGUUGAAAGAUCCAGCUCAGGGGUGGGAAAUUCCAGUGAAUGUUAGACUUGUCCUUCCUGGAGGAAAGAAACAACAACACAACGAAAAUUUAAUGGACAAGUUAAGGGCGCGUUGGAUAGAGAUUCCAGUGGGUGAGUUUGUGGCAUCUGAAAAAGAUGGUGGUGAGAUGGAGAUUUCUAUGUAUGAGUAUGAAGGUGGCAUGUGGAAAAUGGGGCUUGUUAUCAAAGGCAUUUCCAUCAAACCCAAGAACUGAAACAGAGAACUACAGAACUCUCUAUGUAGAAAAACUGAAUUUUAUGUAAGGAAUGGACCAAAAUAUUGUAUGAAAAUGGAGAAUGAGAAUUAUAGUUUAUCUGUAUGAUCUGAAUUAUACGUUUGAAAUAAAGAUAAUGGUAUGUUUAUCAGAUUAUUUUAUGAAAGAAAUAUUUUCUCUUUAA